AAUGCCAACGACUGGGUUCCCAAGCGGACAGCGAAGUUUUCAAGUGUUUAAGCGAAAGGCUACUUGCAGGUAUUCACAGUACAUCGUAAAGUUGAAGCACAUCGCAAUUCGUUAAACGAAAACGUGGAAACCCACUGAGUGUUAUUUGCGGAUUUUGUGAGCACGCUGCUUUGUUAUGUUAAGUUGCGCUUAAUUGUGUUUUUGCAAAUUUCGUAUACUUAGAAACACAGCUCCAAUAGUCAGAAUAUAGUUUUUUUCUUCCAGACAGAUUCUGUUUUUGUGUUUGUAUUCGCGCAGAAAAUGGAUGAGAAUACCUUCCCCUUAUAUAAAGUUGAUUCAAUUGUGCAGUUUCUCCGCAACAACGUUUUAGAUGAAAACAUUACCAAAAAUGAUAUUACACCGAUCCCAAAGCCAGAAAUCAUUCAGAGACUCUACAUGAAAAUUCUGCAUCAGGUGUUCGGCUUUCGACCUGAAUUCCACGGCAUGACCCCGGUGAAUGAAAACACGGAGUACUCUGCAAUACUGGAGGGUGUGACGCCUAUUUUCAGCGUAUAUGUUUGCAUGUGUCAGUUUUUGCCAAUGUGCCACAUCUAUGACUUCCAGCUGAAUGACAUUAUCAGUCCAAAAGUAAAACGAACCAUCUGUAUUCUGAGUGGGAUUAUGAACUUUCUUCACUUUCGAAACCUAUGUCAAGGAAUGCUUGCAGAGACCCAGCAGACCUAUAAAUCUGACGUGGAGAAGCUACAGAGCCUCCUUCAAAACAUAAACAAAGCAGAAAAGAAAGUUCAGGAGCUCAUGACAAUUCCACCUGAACAGCAGGCUCAGUAUGAAGAGCUGGCUGCUGCCCUCGCUGACCUCCAGAGCCAGUCCUGUCACGGAGCGCAGGAGGCGGAAGCUUUCAGUUCUAAAAUAACAGAACUGAAAACUGAUCACGCAGAAAGGACACAAAAGCUGAACCAAAUGAAAGUACAGGUGGCAACAUUGAAAGAAGACAUCGCUAAACUGAGAUCCCAGAUUGUGGAGCCUCCCGAGGAGAUAAAAAAAGAAAAAGAGAAGAUGAAGGAGACCGUGAAAAACGUUAGGAAAUCUAAAGAAAAAACAGAUGUGCGAUUUGUGGAGCUCCAAAUCAAAAACCAGACGUAUAACCAGUACAAAGCCGAAAUUCAGAGCGUUCACAAACUGCUGCAGGAUUUGCAGAGUGCAAUGGACGAAAUGUAUAAACAACAGGAAGAGAUUCAUAUUUUGGAUAUCUCGAACGAAAAGGCAAAAAAGGAACUGAAGAACCUGUUCAACGAGGAAAGCCGAAUGAAGAGAGCGCUUCACAUGAAGCAGGAAAAGAUACACAAGCAACGGAUCAAGAGGCAGAAGAAGCAGGAGAUGAAGGAUCAACAUGUUCAGACCAUAUUUGGUGAAUACAACCAGGUCCAUCAGAAGAGGGAGGAUAUGCUCAAUGAGAUUCAAGAAAUUAACAGUCAGACCCAGCAAUUAAAAGCUAAAAUGGACGAUUUGAAAGCAAAUUGCAAGAGCGAGACGGAUAAAGCACAGACCAUGUAUGACCAUCUGGUGACAGCACUGGAUGACUUACAGACCAACAUCAUGGACUACAUUGAAGAGAAAAGGGGAGAAAUGGAGAAAAUGAAGGAAGAUUUUUAACCUAUAUGCUGUAUCCGCACUGUUCAGUAAAGGUAUAAAGUUGUAUCGAUUCUUGGGAUCUUUUUUAGUUGUGGUCAUCAGCGGUGUAUAUAUUUUGCCAUAUGUGGAACAAAACUUGAAUAGGUAAUUAUCGUGUGUGUGUGUCUUUGUGUUUUCUAAGUCUGUCAUAAUGAUUAGUGUGAGCCUGUUGGAAAUACUUGUGAAUAAAAUGAUUGUCAGUUGAA
Molecule: messenger RNA, 1877 nt
Organism: Lepisosteus oculatus (spotted gar)
Lineage: Eukaryota; Metazoa; Chordata; Actinopteri; Semionotiformes; Lepisosteidae
Product: UF2 component of NDC80 kinetochore complex
Cellular component (GO): Ndc80 complex; kinetochore
Source: RefSeq, a predicted model, not a curated record